Penaeus chinensis is the source of this 3279-nucleotide messenger RNA. Its product is annotated as galactose-3-O-sulfotransferase 4-like. The transcript is spliced from 7 exons. Gene Ontology annotation, biological process: glycolipid biosynthetic process. NCBI's taxonomy places the organism in Eukaryota, Metazoa, Arthropoda, Malacostraca, Decapoda, Penaeidae. Bases 984 to 2402 code for a protein of 472 amino acids. The record is from RefSeq and is a predicted model, not a curated record. Gene Ontology annotation, cellular component: membrane. Gene Ontology annotation, molecular function: galactosylceramide sulfotransferase activity.
AGGGAAGGCAGGUGCGCGCAUGGCACUCUCUCCAAGCCCUCCCCUCUGGCACCGUGUCAACAUUACUGGCACUUGGCACUUGGCUCUCCCUUCUCACUCUCCCUCUACCUGUUGAGUCCGCCUUCGCCGUGUCGUAUAAGUGCUCCCGACCGGGCACCGACGCGCCAGUGGUACGGCAGACGCGGGAGAGGAAGGACCGCUCGCCAGUCCUUUCGCUCGCCGACGUUGAACCCCCAAAGCUCGUGUGUUGGAGCGAUUUCUCCCCGCGUUUUUAUUUUUCGUAGACGUUUCUCGCGCUCUGCUUUGAUCCGUGAUUAUUACCUAAGGAAGAUUUUAACGUUAAGCGGGGAUACUGUGUGUUGACUGCUACGUCGUGCUUGAGUUUUGUUUAUGUGACUGUGAACUUUGCUCAUGUUUUCCUUCGUGUCGUUGACUCACCGUUGAUUUUCCUAGAGGUGUUAUACGUUCAAUAAAUUGUAUAUAUAUAUAUAUAUAUAUAUAAACCCAAAUGCGCUGUUAAUUGUUGCGUUAAGUCCAUAUAUAUAUAUCUAAAAUAGAAUAAUAACCAGAAAAGAAUCAAAAUACAGAGAGAAAAACGAAAAGAAAAAUAAUCAUAAUUUUUGAAAACGGUGACCCUUACAAAAAUCCUCACUGACAACACCAAAAGACCCAAGAAACAAUAAUAAUAAAAAAAGAAAACGAAAGAAAAGGAAAGAAAAGAGAAAGAAAAACAACACACUCACAAUGUAAAGGAAAAAAACACCGCCUCUUACAACACAAAAACAAAAAAAAAACAAUGAAAAACAAGAAGGGUCCUCUCCACGACACAAACCUGGACCGGAAGCGACUGGGGCGACAGAAGAAGAGGAGAGAGCAAUUAUGGGCGUGAAUUUCGGGCGUGCUGGAAAAGACAAGUGUAGAUUAGGCUUCACAAGCUCCUAUGUUAUCCCCGUUCUAGAGUCCUACAUGCAACAGACGCCAAGAUGAACGCUUCAACUCUCUGCACGAAGCUUGCCGAGAAUCAGUUGCAAGGACGGGCACUCUACACCCGGCAUCUGAAGACAGUCGUGGGCGGUUUGGUUCUCGUGACGUUAGUGAUGCUCGUGAUGUACACCACGCCCACGCCCACGGCCCUUAUUCUCUCGGCAGCCAACAGCUUAAGGGACACAGAGAAGUUCCCCAAGACCUCCGUAUCUUCAGGAAAGGCAGGAUACGACGUGGCAGCCUCCCUCCGGCAGGAGAAGGAGAAGGAGGAGAAGGAGAAAGAGAAGGAGAGGGAGAAACAGACAGAAGAAAGACAGGUGGAAAGGGGAAUCCCCGAGAAGGUCUUUGGUCCAAGCUCACAAGAGAGAGAGUCUCUGAGAUCCGAGGUGUUGAUGGCUGGCGACGGAGCGGAGGCCCAGUGCCGCCCGCAACACCAUGUCAUGUUCCUGAAGACUCACAAGUGCGCCUCGUCCACCGUCCAGAAUAUUUUCCUUCGUUAUGGUUACACAAACAACCUCACGUUUGCCCUUCCUGGAGGCGGGAAUUACCUGGGAAAUCCUGGCCUGUUUAAGGCCGGCCUCAUCCCGAAGAACCUUCUGCCUCCGAGUGGUAAGGUCGACAUCUUCGCCGUCCACACUCGCCUCAACUUCAAGGAACACUCGAGCGUCUUACACAACGAUACACGCUGGGUGACCCUCGUGAGAGAUCCGGCCACGCUGUACGAGAGUCUCUUCAAUUUUUUCCACCUUAAGAAUGGAUAUAAUUUGGAUCUUUCGUCUUUUAGUUCCCAGCCUAUGUCGCGGUUGAUGGAGCUGCCGCGCUACGGCGGGAAGUUCGGCAAGAACCAGAUGCUGUUCGACCUCGGCUACAGCGACAACAUGUCGGUGACGCAGCUGCGGCAGGCGAUCGAGGAGCUGGACGGCCUCUUCGACCUGGUGAUGGUGGCCGAGCGGAUGGACGAGUCGCUGGUCCUGCUGCGCCACCUGCUGUGCUGGAGCCUCCACGACGUCGUUGUGUUCACCAAGAACGCCCGCCGCCAAGAGGUCAAGCCGACGCUCGACCCGCAGACGAGGCAGACGCUGCGGGAGCUGAACAGCGCCGACGCCCUCCUCUACGACCACUUCAUGGCCAAGCACCGCCGCGCCGUGCUCGAGUUCGGCGUCCGCAGGAUGGCCGACGAGGUGUCGGCGCUGCGCAGCCUCCGCGACGAGUACUUCGAGGACUGCGGCGCCCGCGAGGUCAAGGGCAAAGACUCCACCCUCAAGUUCAAGGAGUACUCGGGGCUGGUGAGCUCGUACGUGACCUCCAACAACUCUGACCAGAACUGCCUCAUGCUGUCCCUCCCCGAGCUGCCCCUGGUGGACACCGUGAGGCGGAAGCAGCUCAAAACCCUGGAGGAGAUGCGCGCGCCCUCCUAGCAGCGUGCCAGGGUCAUCCUCCGACUGACUCGCCGUUGUUAUCGUUCCAAAUCAAACCGAGCUGAAGAUGUGACGCGAGGAACCUCCUGGGUCGAGGCUUGAAGUCUAACGUUCUUCCACUCUGACCGCAGCACAUGGCUUCCAGUUGUGUGUGUUAUAAGUAAUCUAUUUUUGUACAUUAUCCUGAGCGAUGUUGUUGAUGAUGAAUGUGUUGAUUUUUUUCCCUUCUUGAUUUUCCUUUGCUGUUUCGAGUCAGCAAACCAGCACCGAAGUGCCUCUUGUUUGGUGUAUAAACAAGGCUGUGAGAUUUUCAUACCUUUGAUAACGCUCAUUGGGUGCCUUUAAAAAAAUGACGAGUUCCCAAUGAUUUUUUUCAAUAUUGUUGAAUUUGUGUACUUUGUAAUGCACAUGUGAUGAGCGCUAAAGACAGAUAGUCUAUAUUUUUGUCAGUUUAGAAACAAAACGAGAGUGCUUUAUGUUCCUGCAUAUCAUGAUUCUACGUUCACAAUCAGCAAAAUACGAAGAAGUAAUAAUAACAAUAAAAACAAAACAACAACAAAAAAAGCGAAAAAGAUGGAAGGAGAAGAAGACAGUGUUUCUUCCUCGUUUGAAGAAGUAUAAGGAACUGUAAUCAUUUUUCGCUGUGAACAUGUGCGCCAAGGGCCUCUCACCCUCCCCACCCCCACACGCCCCCUGACAGAGUCCUUCACCCAACCAGGGAGGGGGGGGGGGGGGUCGUCCGUACAUGUCCAGACUUUGCUGAAGCUAAAUGAAUUCGAUCCAGGUAACUGUUUGCAGCCAGGGUUGUGGAGUUGGGAGUCACACUGUCAAUAUUAUUUUUUCUGUAGACGUGUGGAAAUAUAUAGUUGAAUGAUUC